CGGUCUUCCCUGCAGGUUCUCACACAUGCCUAAGACAAAUGUCAAAAAAUGUAAGCGUUGACAAUCUACAUGCCCUUAAUUAUGAGUCGUUCUGCUACAAAAGGAAAGGCCCAACUUUACAAACGGUAGACGAAGGAGAAUUCCAACAAGAAGAGCAUCACAGUGUUGGACACAUGCCUAAGCAAGACAAAAACUUGGACUCUUUAUCUUCAUUUCCAACAGACAGCUACAAAAUGUCUCUCUCAAAUAUAUUUCAGUAUGUCCUUGGUGGAAAGCCAUCAAUUCCCAGCCAGUCAGCCACAGAUAACAUCCCCACCUCCUACAGUGAAGGAAAUUCUGUCCCUGAAACUUAUGAUCAUUUCUUCUCAGAGUUUGAUACAGAAAGCAUCUUCUACCCUCUCAUCACCAAAGACGAGCUGGUUCCUAUAUUUCCCUACUCUCACUCAGCUACUAGAGAUCUGCAGUUCCCAGAGGCCUAUGAGCACUUCUUUGCAUCUUCUUCUUCUGAUGAUUCUUCUGGGGAAUCUGAUGGAGAAGAUAGCUGCAGUCCCGUGAGGGUGGUGAGCAGAUUCAGCCGUACAACUAGCGCCUCUCAGAUUUCUACAGACAUAUAUGAACAUUUCUUCACUGAUGAAGAUCUCAGACAGAAUUUCUUUUGGAAUACCACAUUGUCCUUUAGGAAUAUGAGUUUGACUAAAUGCACGGUUCACAAGGAAACUCUCUCAAACCCUCUAUCUAGUGUACCUGUGAGUCAAAGUGGCAGAUCCAUUGGAAGGAUAGUUCAUCCCAUAAAUGCUUUGGGAAAUCAAGACAUCAUAUUGGCUGAUCCACUUAUCCACCACCUGGACAACAGGAUCUACACACAACUAAGGCAUCAGCCGUUCAGUUUUGAGGACUUACAGACGGCUGUUUCAAAUCCAAGGUUGGAUGCCUCCCUCCUGCCUCUAAGACAGUCCGACAUGUGUCUGGUUUGUAUUGCAUUUGCUUCGUGGGUGCUAAAGACGGCAAACCCACAAGUUGGAGACACAUGGAAGGCUGUUCUGCUGGCAAAUGUAAGUGCUCUGACAGCCAUCAGAUACCUGCGUAAAUACGUCAAGAUGGAGGCUGCAACAAGUGAGAAGAAAUUGAAGUACACAGCCCCGUCUGAUUCUUGAUGUGGUUGUGUUGUUAAAUGUUUGCAUUACAUAUUUGCACUAUAAUUGGUUCUUGUUAAGUUGACCCUACCAUUGAAUGGAUAUGGGAAAGGGUUUCAUUUAAAUAAUAUGUCUGUUAUUUUGACCUUUAACGUCUGAAAGCAUUCAUAGUAAAUAUGAAAAGACCAAAGGCAAGACCAGAUGUGUAUUUAUCAGAAAGAAAGCUCUAGAUAUGUGUAAAUAAGGUUUCAGUAUGUGCGUACUGAAGAGAGAUUAAAGGUAAAUUCACUGCGCAGAGUUAGGAUGUUAGAUGGACAUGUGAUAAAAUGAUUAAUUUAAGGCAUUUGAAGCAUUUAGGAUGGUUUGUUUAUAUCCCGUUCCAUUAUUUUAGCUGGUGAAUUUUUUCCAAAACUACUGUGUAAAAUAUUACAUAAACGAAAUAAACAUUUCUUUAACAAAUUAAAAUGGUGACUAUCUAUCAGAAUGAUUUCCAAAAUGGGAAUUAAUCAAAACAUACUAAUAAACGUAACAUAUUCCGUUAUGUAAUUCAUGAAGGACAUUUUGUGUUCAUGUUGAUUGUAUUUUUUUGGAUGGCUGUACAACAUUUUCUGAUAAAGACUGUUCUGCAAGAUGUUGAUGAAUGUGAGUUUACUAUAGUAAAUACUAUUGUCGUAG
Molecule: messenger RNA, 1808 nt
Organism: Gymnodraco acuticeps
Lineage: Eukaryota; Metazoa; Chordata; Actinopteri; Perciformes; Bathydraconidae
Gene: perm1a
Product: PPARGC1 and ESRR induced regulator, muscle 1
Exons: 3
Coding region: 39-1154 (371 amino acids)
Biological process (GO): response to muscle activity; regulation of DNA-templated transcription
Cellular component (GO): nucleus; cytoplasm
Source: RefSeq, a predicted model, not a curated record